AGCAACCCCAACAACAACACCAACAUCACCAGCAGCAACACCAACAACGGCAACACCAACAACACCAGCGGCAACACUAACAACACCAGCAGC
Molecule: messenger RNA, 93 nt
Organism: Procambarus clarkii (red swamp crayfish)
Lineage: Eukaryota; Metazoa; Arthropoda; Malacostraca; Decapoda; Cambaridae
Source: RefSeq, a predicted model, not a curated record